Molecule: messenger RNA, 1956 nt
Organism: Vanderwaltozyma polyspora DSM 70294
Lineage: Eukaryota; Fungi; Ascomycota; Saccharomycetes; Saccharomycetales; Saccharomycetaceae
Gene: YEL1
Product: Arf family guanine nucleotide exchange factor YEL1
Exons: 1
Coding region: 1-1956 (651 amino acids)
Biological process (GO): regulation of ARF protein signal transduction
Molecular function (GO): guanyl-nucleotide exchange factor activity
Source: RefSeq, a predicted model, not a curated record
AUGGAGUCAAGGAUGUCAAGGUUGGUUCCGGUAAGGAGUAUCGACGAGGGCGACUCUCAUGACGAUAGCAGGGAUAGAAUAAGUGCUUUCGAGUUGAAAAGUGGGAAUGGGUUUCUAGAGGAAGAGGUUGUUGGUGUUGAAGAUGAGGUUGAAGAGGAUGAAGGAGAGGAUGAGGACGAGGAUGACGAGGGGAGUGAGGAGAGGAGUGAUGAGUAUUGGUUAGCUGUGAGUAUUUUUGAUGGGAACUUUGAUGGUGUCAAUUAUAAGGAGUAUGCUAAUUAUCUUGGUAGUCCAGAUAGAUUGCCUGUUUUGAAAGAGUUUAUAAAGUUGUUACAGCCAUUACCAAAUGACUUGUUGGGAGCUCUGGGGAAACUUUCGAGCAGACUGUAUUUUAUAGCAGAAGCUCAAAAUAUAGAUAGAAUAUUGGAAGAGUUAAGCGGACAAUGGAUGAGCACUCAUACUUCGACCAUCUGGGGAGAUAAUAACAGUUGGUGCCAUAUUGUCUUGUUCUCAUUACUGUUACUGAACUCAGAUUUACACAACGAUGAAAAUAUAGGGAAACAGUCAAGGUUUACUUGUAAAAUGUUUAUUGAAAAUACGUUGUAUGCUUUGCGCAAAGAUUGUGAAAGAGAAUCAAAGGAAUUGUCAAAGGAGAGAGAACAAGACAUUUCUCAAGAACUGGCGAUUUUUUACGAGAAUCUGAGGUUCAAUCCAUUGCCGCUGUUUACAAGAGUAGAUAAAUCGGCCCCUUCAGUGAUCAGUAAUAUCCAUAGACGACAAAGAAGGUCCUCUGGCUUUUCUACAAAAAGUCCAAGUAUUCAUAGUCUGAGCAGUACGAUCUCACACGGUUCAUCGAUGGCACUUGAAUCACAUACAACUUCAAAUUGGAAGUUUCAUCAUAAUUUGCCUUUGCCUAUUCUUUACCUAAAGGAGAACUUUGAUAACGAAUUUGUAGGUGUGAACGGGACAUUUUGGACUAUGGAUGGUGUGUUGUCAAUCGCAGAGAAAAAAGAGAGUAAGAAUCGUAGAAGUGAUGAUCAGUUGGCCUCUACUGCAGAAGUUAAAUCAAGAAAAACUCCAAGAAAGCUUCUGUUUAGUUGGUUGAAAAAGAGUAAAAAACCAUCAAUUUUUGAAGAAUCUAAUUCCCCAGUGGCUUUCUUGAAUGAACACUCACAAUGGUCAAGAGCCAGAAUAAGAAUCACCGAAGGUAGAAUAUUCAUAUUCAAGUUGAAGAACAAUUAUAAAGAUGCAUUUUUGAAAGAACAAACAUUAGAAAGUAUGAAAGCAUUGUCAUCCAGCUAUGUCGUUUACAACUUGUUCGAAGCACUAGCCGAAGUUGUUCAAGAAAAUGUCGUGAUAGGUACAUUUCCAUCUAGCAAUAAUAUUCUUUCUAAUAGGGGAAAUUUCACAAUUACGAUUCCAAUGGGUCUUCAUGAGUACAAAGUGUCCUUAGAAUUCCAAACGGAUACAGUCGAGGAAGCAUAUGCCUAUGUUCAAUCGAUUAAUUUCUGGGCAGCAAGGUUAACUCCAGUUCCGUCUGCAGAAUUCGAAAUUGUCUCUAAUGAUGAAUACGGGUGGGGUUCAAAGCUAUUAAGAGAACGUGAAAAACAUAAAAAGGAGAACCCAACUGACCGCAACCCGAUUACAAAUGCAAAGGUAUCAGUGUGGUAUCCUCUGUUGUCAUUAGACCUUCUAUACAACGAAUUUGACAAUAUAGCUGAUCAAACAGAAUUAAUCAAACGAUUACAGGAGAUACGAGAAUUCACUGAAAAAUUAGAAUGCCUAAUUGACAAGCAUAACGAAAUGAAGCCAAGGAUGGUAUCUGCAUGGGCUGGAUCUCCAUAUUUCGAAAAAGUAAUGGACAAUUGGAACAGAAGAUACUUAUAUCUCAACAAACAAUAUGAAAAGACUAGCAUCUACAUGAAAUCGUUAACUCUAGCUUCAGAAAUUAUCUGA